GCUGAGGAAGGUGUGGCAGAAGAGGAAGUGCUCGGUGAAGAACGGUUUCCUGACCAUCUGCCACGGCACGUUUUUACAUGAAGAGUCAAACGGCCAAUCAGGACAGAGCAAGCAGCAGAGGAAGAGAAAGAGGAGGAGGAGGAGCGUGAGGCGAAGGAUGACAGAGAGAAGGGCCAACAGACCUCCAGCCAAACUCAACCUGCUCACCUGUCAGGUGAAGAGGAAUCCAGACGAGAAGAAGAGCUUCGACCUUUUCUCACACGACCGCACGUACCACUUCCAGACUGAGGAUGAAGCCGAGUGUCAGGUCUGGGUGUCGGUGCUGCAGAACAGUAAAGAGGAGGCGCUGAACAAGGCGUUUAAAGGCGACCAGGACGAAGGAGAGAACAACAUCGUGCAGGAGCUGACCAGAGCCAUCGUAGGAGAGGUGAAGAGGAUGAGCGGUAACGACGGCUGCUGCGACUGUGGAGCCGCCGGUCCCACCUGGCUGUCCACAAACCUCGGGGUGCUGAUCUGUAUCGAGUGCUCGGGGAUCCACAGGGAGAUGGGGGUCCACUACUCCAGGAUCCAGAGUCUGGACCUGGACGUCCUGGGGACGUCCGAGCUGCUGUUGGCGAAGAACGUGGGAAAUGCCAGCUUCAACGAGAUCAUGGAGGCGGAUCUGUCGGUUCAGGACGUCACCAAACCCAAUCCCUCCAGUGACAUGCAGAUGAGGAAGGAUUACAUCACGGCAAAGUACACAGAGAAACGUUUCGCGCGGCGGCUUUGUGCCGACGCUGCGUCCAGACUGCAGGUUCUGUACGAGGCCGUCAGGAACAGAGACAUCUUCUCUCUGAUCCAGGUCUACGCCGAGGGGGUGGAUCUGAUGGAGUCCAUCCCACAGCCCAACGAACACGAACCUGGAGAGACGGUGCUGCACCUGGCGGUCCGCAUGGUCGACAGGAACUCUCUCCACAUCGUCGACUUCCUCGCCCAAAACAGUGGUAACCUGGACAAGCAGACAGCCAAAGGAAGCACAGCGCUGCAUUACUGCUGUCUGACGGACAACAGCGAGUGUCUCAAACUGCUGCUGAGAGGAAAAGCUUCAGUGUCCAUCAGUGAGAACACAAACUACGAACAGAAGAUACUGAGAGCAGCCGCACACUGUCACUGAGUCACAGCGUUACACCGUCACACUGUCACUGAGUCACAGCGUCACUGAGUCACAGCGU
Messenger RNA from Plectropomus leopardus (leopard coralgrouper), 1211 nucleotides. Lineage: Eukaryota; Metazoa; Chordata; Actinopteri; Perciformes; Serranidae. The record is from RefSeq and is a predicted model, not a curated record.